GUCAGCCUCCGCCCACAAGUUCCGUAGUCCUUCGUUAGUUUCGUUCUUUCGUGAGUCAAUGGCUGCAGGGAAGUGUCCAUCGUUCAUGUCUCCUUCCGCUAUCAAAGAUUUUCCCAGCAAGGCGCUACGUCUGCUGCAAAACGCUUGCGCAAACCCCACAUCCACCGCCGCACUUUCUUUUGCGGGUUCAAUAUACACCGCCUCGAGAACCAUCGUUCCCCGCACAACCGCCAGGGAUAUCCAAAGCCUUCACUACUUCAGUACUGAUUGCAGAAAGUCUGCGUUCCACAUAGGGACGCAGUUUCGACCUUGUCGAGGUUUCCAGCAGCACUCGAGGAGGAUGGCCCCAACAGAAGAGGUAGAUAACUUGCCGAAGGAGAGACAACCAAUCGUUAUAUCAGGGCCGUCUGGUUCGGGAAAGAGUACUAUGCUCAAGAGACUUUUCGAGGACCAUCCGGGCAGGUUUGGGUUCAGCGUUAGCCACACGACGCGGUCACCACGUCAGGGUGAGAGGCACGGCGAACACUACUACUUCGUCACGCGCGACGAAUUCAACGACCUCAUCGACAAGAACGGCUUCAUAGAACACGCCCAGUUCGGUUCGAACCUCUACGGGACAUCCUUCAUGGCCGUCGAGGCCGUGGAGAAAAGCGGGAAGACGUGCAUACUGGACAUUGAGAUGGAAGGGGUGAAGCAGGUGCGCAAGUCGCACCUCAAGGCGCGGUUUUUGUUCCUUCAGCCGCCGAGCGAGGAGGAGCUGGAGAGGCGACUGAGGGGGCGAGGAACGGACAAGGAGGAGGACAUACUGAAGCGUCUGGCGCAGGCGAAGAAGGAGCUGGAGUACGCGAAGACGCCUGGGGUCCACGACAAGGUCGUCGUGAACGACGACUUGGAAAGGGCGUACAAGGAGGUGGAGAAGUUUUGCCUGGGCGAAGACUGAGGCGACUUUGGCAACGAAGCCGACACCUGGCAACGUGGAUGGCUGCGAGCAAGCGCCGGUUUGGGAACCGACAAAGGUGUCCGAAUUUUAGGACUCGUUGGCUUCCUCUCCGCGACCCGUUUUCUAGGAAGGGGGUGGGAAAAAGAAGUAGAUUGUGGCCUGAUCUUUCUAGACAUAGACACCGCUCACGUCUUGUUGGAAACUUAGCUCCUGCGGUUUCCAUGUCCAAGACGAUCAUGGAUCUACCGCUUUGAUUUAGAGCCUGUUCAAUCGGUCUCAUCAUGUGGGACCUCCACGAGCAGCCAACGUUCGUGGCAAUAUAGAUCUAAUCGUUUGCCCAACGAUCAGCUGUAUACAUUUCGUCCAACAGGCUCAAUCUGAGAGCCAAAUCAUUACGCUUGUGGCUGCUGUUUCCAAAAGUUAGCCCAGAAUAAUGUGCAUGUGUAGCAACGCCUGUGACUGUCUUCCGACUCUGAAGACACGAUGUACCACCUGGGGACAAAGAAAAAAAA
This is a messenger RNA of Verruconis gallopava, 1452 nucleotides long. RefSeq names its product guanylate kinase. Gene Ontology annotation, molecular function: GMP kinase activity. Lineage: Eukaryota; Fungi; Ascomycota; Dothideomycetes; Venturiales; Sympoventuriaceae. The coding region runs from base 59 to 940 and encodes 293 amino acids. Gene Ontology annotation, cellular component: cytosol. Gene Ontology annotation, biological process: purine nucleotide metabolic process. The transcript is spliced from 2 exons. The record is from RefSeq and is a predicted model, not a curated record.